CGCCAUGCCCCGCAGCCGGCUGCCGGCGGCGGCACGAAGGGGCAGGCGCUCGCGGCUCCCCCGCGUCUCUCCUUUCCCCUCCCCUUUCCUGCCUCCCUCCUAGUUUCCCCGCGGCUCCUGGCGUCCCCCGGACUUUGCCUUGUCAUGUCAAGAUGGAAGUCAGGCAGGACUGGCUCUCCGCAGCCCCCCACGAGGGCUUCGAGCAGAUGAGGCUGAAGAGCAGACCCAAGGAGCCGUCCCCGAGCCUGGCCAGAGCGGGGCCCAACUUCUACAGCACGGUCAAGCAGCAGGACUACAGUGCCAGCGUCUGGCUGCGGAGGAAGGACAAGCUGGAGCACUCCCAGCAAAGAUGCAUUGUGAUCUUUGCACUGGUAUGCUGCUUUGCAAUUCUGGUUGCACUGAUUUUUUCAGCGGUGGAUAUUAUGGGAGAAGAUGAGGAUGGACUCUCAGAAAAGAACUGUCAAAAUAACUGUCGGGUUGUUCUUGUGGAAAAUAUUCCUGAAGGUAUCAACUAUUCAGACAGUGCACCAUCCCAUUUGUCUCUUUUCCAAGGCUGGAUGAAUUUGCUUAAUAUGGCUGAAAAAUCUGUUGACAUAGUAUCUUCCCAAUGGGACCUCAAUCACACUCAUCCAUUUGCAUGCCAGGGUCAGCGGCUUUUUGAAAAAUUGCUAGAAUUGGCAUCUCGAAAUAUUGAGAUAAAAUUAAUGAGUGACAUACACCACAUCGACUCAAAGGUAUUAAGCGACUUGAAAACAAAGGGUGCUGAAGUGCUGUAUAUGAACAUGAGUGCAUAUAAGGAAGGUCGCCUUCAAUCAUCUUUCUGGAUUGUUGAUAAACAGCAUGUGUACAUUGGAAGUGCCAGUUUAGACUGGAGGGCAUUGGGACAGAUGAAAGAACUUGGUGUCAUCGUGUACAACUGCAGCUGCCUGGUUCUAGAUUUACAAAGGAUCUUUGCAUUAUAUAGCUCUUUAAAACACAAGAGUAAAAUACCUUCGAAUUGGUCUAAGAGACUGUAUGGGGUGUAUGAUACUCAGAACAAAUUAACCCUGCAGCUGAAUGAGACAAAAGCAGAGGCCUUUGUGUCGAAUUCUCCCAAGCAAUUUUGCCCCAAAGACAGAGUCUUUGAUAUUGAUGCUAUCUACAAUGUGAUAGAUGAUGCCCAGCAGUUUGUGUACAUAGCUGUCAUGGACUACCUGCCAAUUGUCAUUGACACUAAUGCUAAAAGGUACUGGCCUUACUUGGAUGGGAAGAUAAGAGAAGUACUUGCUUUGCGAAGUAUUAAAGUACGACUCCUCAUAAGUUUCUCAAAAGACACAGAUCCCCUUACGUUUAACUUUGUUUCCUCUCUUAAAGCUAUUUGCACUGAAGUUCCCAGCUGUAGUUUAAAAGUUAAAUUUUUUGAUCUUGAGGAAGAGAGUGUUUGCUUUUUAAAAGAACAGAAAAAUUCGUCUUUUCCCAAAUUAAAUCGUAACAAAUAUGUGGUGACUGAUGGAGCUGCAUACAUUGGUAAUUUUGAUUGGGUGGGAAAUGCUUUUACUCAGAAUGCUGGAGCUGGCCUUGUUAUCAACCAAGCAGACUCUGGGAACAGCACAAGCAUCAUUAAGCAGCUUAAAGCCGUGUUUGAAAGGGACUGGUAUUCUCACUACGCCAAAAGUUUACCACCAACAAAAAUCCCGAACUGCUUAAACCACAAACUUAACAAAGCAGCAUCAAACAAGACUGCCAUGAGCAAUGUGAACUAAAAAGACUCUUUUACUGUAUAACAAAUGAAGACAUCCACUGGGGCUGUAACCCCAUUUCAUAUUUACAGACAAAAGACUGUAAACAAAAAAAGCAAAAAAUAAAUAAAAAAAAUGUCUUUUUUUAGGAAAAAGCACACUUAUAUAAAAUGUUCUCUAAACUAUAUUCUCUAUAUUAAAUUAUUUCAGACUUUUAAAUUUGUUACUUCAGACAUUGAAUGUCAUUUCUGCUUCGAUGUUGAUUUUAAUGUUUCACAUUUGAAUUUAAAAGCAUGCUUUGAUUCCUCUCCUUCAGUUUUAGGACUUUCCCUACCUCCUGUCCUGGUUAGUAUAAACCAGGAGGCAGAAUUGAGAGCUGAACUAUGAAAUGUCAUUGUAAGACCAGCUGUUACUGAUACAUAGUGGAGGACAGAUUUCCCCUAUAGGAAAAGACACAGGUAUAAGCUGAUGUUCUCCCAUGUAAAUUGUGCCCUCCAAAUAUUUGACAAUCUGAGUAAAUGCUGAUAUUUAUGAACAGGUAUUUUGAAUAUCAAUAUCUAAAAAUGUUUUAUAGUAUUCUCAAAAUGAAUUUAACUGAUCCACCAGCUUCCUUGUUCAUUUUUGCUUAAUAAUUCCAGAGGUUUUCUUUCAUCUAAUAAACUUUCGUUAUAACUGAACUUCUUACAAAAUGGAUUUCAGUCAAGUGAAUUAAUUCCUUCAAACAUCAUACUUUUUCUAUGUUAUACCAAUAUCUCUUUAAUUAUGGAAAUGCCUAAUUUCUGAGGGUGCUUACACAUAAAGGUCAAGGACUGACUUUCCUGGCAGCUGUAUCAUGUGAUUUUUUUUUCCCAGUCUGAAGUGUUUAUCAUUUCUGAGAUAAUGGUUUUGCAUAAAAAACAGUUAAAUGUCACUGUUUGGAUAAGGUGAUGGGUUGUGUAAAACUAGAAAAUCUCAGUGAAAAUGUUCCAGUUUUGUUCCAGCUGGUCUCACAUCUGGAAAAUAUUGCUCUGAUAACUAAGAACACCUCUUAUGGAAUGUUUUUUUUUCCCAUUUUAAAAAGUUCAUUCACUUUUUUCCAUGUUUUGCCCAUCAACUGGCUACAGUCCAAAUACAAUAUUCAUAUUUUCAUUGACGACUAGAUUGUCAGCUGGCAUUAAUUAGUGUGGCUUCGCUGACUUCCAGAGAGUAAAAUGAGAUUGUCAGCUAAGGCUCUGCCCCCUAAAGCAUAAUUCUACUCUGAAAAAUGGCUGUAUAAAAAUGGUGCAUUGCAGAUCAGGGGUGUCUAACUCACUUGGCUCUCUGGGCGGAAUGCAAAAUACGAGGCUUCUCACGGGCCAGAUGACUCAGGUCCAGUGGCAGAUGAGAGUGUACUAGCAUAGCUGCUGGAGCCACUGCAUUGGCGCAGCUCUGGAACCCAGGAGGUGAGCAUUGCCACUGCUCGCCCCCAUUCUACCCCUUCCACCAAUUUUAGUCAAUGACUAUGGGAGACCAAAGACCCUGAAUUCAGCAGCAGGCAGUGGAGUGCUAAGGGCAAGUGGCAGCUUUUACCCUUAGGGUCCAGAGACACACCAACACAGUGGCCCUGGCAGCUGUGCCAACAAGCCCCACAGGCUGCCAGUUGAACAGCCCUGUCUUAAACAAUUGAUCUGCUUUUUCUUUCCAUUCAGAAUUGUAUCUGCUUAACCUGUUAAUACUUAUUUUUUAAUCAUUUUUACGCCUGCUGAGGAAAUCCAUCCAUUAAAGUUAUUCAAAUUCUUUAUGUCCAUGGGCAUCAACACAAAGCAUUUUUUUUUCUAAGAUUCAAACCGAUUUCACGUGAACAUAUAUCAUUGAGGCCAUAAUCUGGCUUGAUAGAAAAUGACGUGAGAAUUUAAUUUGUCCUGCAAAAUCUUUAUUGGUGUGGAUGAUGCAAAUGCCCAGCUUGUCUUUUAGAUCUCAUUUGAAUUUGCAAGGUUGGCAGGUAGAAAGUGCACUGUUUGUGGAGAUUCUUGAGAGACAAUCUGCAGACCAUCACAAUGCCAUUUUUGCAGCCAUGUUUCAGAGUGUAGCUGCAAUUCAAAAUUAGAACUACUUCUGGAAAUAAGAAGCCCAUUUUCACAAGGAAAAAUGUUGAUAGAGUUUAAAUUGUACUGAAUUAUCGGAAUUUCAGAUCUUGUUAAAUGUCAUUAUCAGUGUUUUGCAUAGCCCUAAAACCCAAUGACAGUCAGUUAAGAUUUAAAGGAAGCCAUGCAAUUCAGUAACCUGUAUUUUAUUCCCCAGAGCCUUAAAGCUACACAGUACUGUAUAGUCAGCUGUUCAUAGAGGAAACUUAUAAAAACAUAUUUCAUAAAGAUGUGAUUCAAGGUGCUGUGAAGUAGAAGGCUUUGUGGUGAAGAGUUCUGUAUUUUGUUUCUUCCAUAUAUCCUUAAAAGAUAUCCACUACCAUCUCUCCUAAGACAAUGGAUUUGCUUCCUUGAGAAACUAAAUCUAAAAUAUAUUAGGCCAAAAGCAUCCCUGGAGUAAUUUUUCACUGACCUCGGCUGAGCCACUCUAGCAACAAUUUUGGUCCAGUAUGUUCAAGGCUAAAAACUAUUUUUAAAAUCAAAGCAAGAUAUUUGAAAAUCUUGUAGAUGGAGCAAGAACAAUUCUGGAAGUGGAUAUCUUAUGUCUUGGGAUACACUUGUUGUUACAUCUUUCUAUAACCAUAAAGAUGAGAGAGACAACAAUUCUGGAGUUCAAAGUUAUAACUUUUGAUAUCAAUAACACAUAAAGAGAUCCAAGUUAUUAA
Messenger RNA from Alligator mississippiensis (American alligator), 4485 nucleotides. It is a transcript of the gene PLD5, whose product is annotated as phospholipase D family member 5. The record is from RefSeq and is a predicted model, not a curated record. The transcript has 10 exons. Gene Ontology annotation, molecular function: catalytic activity. Bases 153 to 1742 code for a protein of 529 amino acids. NCBI's taxonomy places the organism in Eukaryota, Metazoa, Chordata, Crocodylia, Alligatoridae.